This is a messenger RNA of Alternaria incomplexa, 1986 nucleotides long. RefSeq names its product Histone-lysine N-methyltransferase set9 (gene SET9). Bases 1 to 1986 code for a protein of 661 amino acids. The record is from RefSeq and is a predicted model, not a curated record. Lineage: Eukaryota; Fungi; Ascomycota; Dothideomycetes; Pleosporales; Pleosporaceae. The transcript has a single exon. Gene Ontology annotation, molecular function: histone H4K20 methyltransferase activity; protein binding. Gene Ontology annotation, cellular component: nucleus.
AUGGCGCCCUCGACGAAACUGACGCUGGACAAGCUCGCCACUUUCGACGACAUCAUCACCGACGCGCUCGUGGACAAACUCUACUUCUGGGCCAAGAUUCGCAAGAACAGAGGUGGCCGCUUCACAGGCUCGCGGGGAUUGCACGAGGAGGAUGUGGCCGACGUUAUCCGACGACACGUAGUCUGGGAGAGGGAUCCUGCAGAGGCAGUGCACAAGUUGGUGCAACUGCCGGGGUUGCGCAGGUUCAUGAACACGCUGAAGGAUGAGCGCGAUCAGGAUCAGUUCAAACGCCACCUCCGCAGAUACGUCAACAUCUACAUGGCCGACUGCCAAUUCGAGGUCACCACCACCAACCGCUACAUUAUCACGGAACACGAGGCCUCAAUCACCGCGCGACGAGAUAUCAACCCACGCGAAGAAAUCAAGUACUUGACCGGCGUGCAAGUAGCUAUGACUGAAGAGCAAGAGAAAACUCUAGAGCUGCAGAGCAAGGACUUUAGUCUGGUUAUUUCAAGCCGCAAGAAGACGCGCUCCUUGUUCCUAGGUCCCGCGCGCUUCGCCAAUCACGAUUGCGACGCAAACGCAAAGCUCACAACCAAAGGCUACGACGGCAUGCAGAUUGUUGCAGUGAAGCCGAUUCUAGAAGGAGAAGAAAUCACAGUCUCGUACGGCGAGGACUACUUUGGCGACGAUAAUGAGGAGUGUUUGUGUAAUACUUGCGAAAGUCUGCAGCAAAACGGCUGGGCACCUAUGAAGCGAGUCGUCCACAACGACGAAGGGAAUGAUGAAGAGGUGGAUCGCGCAUGUCAUGAUCAGACCGCCGAAACCGCUUCCGAUGCGGCCUCUAUUUCUCAGAAGCGAUCGCUGGAAGAUUCAACGGACGACGACCCCUCGCGUGACUCAACACCCGCCCCAAAGCGAGCGAGAUUUGAGCAGAAGACUUCGCCUUCCAAGCAGCACACAUCGAAUCUGCUGCGCAAGACGACGCUGAAGAAGGCACACAGCACAUCGUCCCUGCGUCAGGAGCUCCCGGUUUCGAGUAUAGAGGAUCCAGCGACCAAUUUGGUCUCAUCGCCAGAGAUAUCGCAAGAAGUCCGCAAUGAACAUAGCGAAGGUGUUCUCACGGUGAAUACGGACUUGGCCAGCUCGUCGCGAGAGGCAUCCCCGCAAUCGUCCAUAGCAGCAGCGUCACCCAAGUCGACUCAAUCAUCUACAGAUGCCACCUCGAUUGACGAAGAUCACUCGCACGACACCGGCGAUCCCAAGGAGCAAGUCGACUCCACGACAAUACAAGAUUGCCCAGCGAUGGGAGUGGCGAUAGUGAAGGAGGAAAUCACUACGACAACGGUAAACGCCCCGUGGCCCUCCCCGCCUGCAGACGAAGACGCAUACAUGUCCGAUCUCAGCGAACUUUCUGAGAGCUUCGAGUUUGACGAUGUGAACCAGCAGAUUGUCAAGCGCAAACCCCGCCCAACACUACGAACAACACGCUCAAAGUCUCGUUUCGACGUCCAGAACCGCGUUGGUACCCCAAUCACCAUUGAAGAGGGAGACGAAGCCGACUAUGUCGAGAACACGCGAAAGCCGGGCGACUACAUGACAUCGAACGCUCUCCUGUCAGCCAAGUACUCCAAGUGGGUCAACUGCCAGACAUGCGACGUCGACUUUGUACAGCAAGACGGCUACAACACGCGUAAAGAAUGUCCACGGUGCGAGCGCCAUUCGAAACUGUACGGCUUCCCCUGGCCCAAGACGGAGAAGGAGGGCAAGCACGACAAGGAAGAGCGCAUACGCGAUCACCGCACUGUUCAUCGCUUCGUCGACCCAGACGAGGAGCGCCAGUUGAAGCGCGAGAAGACCAAGAAGGUCAUCCGGGAGCACAUCCGUGAGCGGUUUUCCACCCCGCGGAGUGCAAGGGAUACGAUGAGCACGAGUGUAGAAGUCGACAGUGGGCGAAAGAGGAGGCGUAUCAGGAAGACGAUGUAG